Molecule: messenger RNA, 999 nt
Organism: Metarhizium robertsii ARSEF 23
Lineage: Eukaryota; Fungi; Ascomycota; Sordariomycetes; Hypocreales; Clavicipitaceae
Product: TfdA family Taurine catabolism dioxygenase TauD
Exons: 5
Coding region: 1-999 (332 amino acids)
Molecular function (GO): oxidoreductase activity
Source: RefSeq, a predicted model, not a curated record
AUGGCGGCACAAGUGACGGGCCAAUCUGGCCAACCUGAUAUUGCCUACACGCCAAACUUGGAAAUCUACCAGCAGCGCCUUAAACGGCGCCAAGAAACUGAAGAGCUGGAUAAGACCUUGCCUGAUGGGUUUCCACACAAGUUACAUUCUCAUAUGGCUUGGACUAGUGCGACCCUGAGUGAACCUGAUCUGGACGAGAUUCAGCAGGCGCUGGACAUUUUUAAGGGUAUAGCAUCUCAUGUGACUACUAGGCGAGCACGACAAGACCACCAGUUUAAUGGACGGCCAGCCAAUGUGGUCCUUGACCACAUUAAAAACCUCACUUUAAAGUUAGAUGCAAAGCAUAUUGGGUCUCCAGCAUACACUGCAGAGCAACAGGGCUUUCACACAGACGCGGGUGACGUGAUUGCGUUGUUCGCGCUGGCGGACGCAGCCGAGGGGGGUAAAAGCUACAUCGCAAGCAGCUGGACAGUGUAUAAUGAGCUGGCAGCUACAAGACCUGAUUUGAUUCGGACCUUAUCCGAGCCUUGGCAUGUUGACGGAUUCGGCAAAUCCGCGCCUACAUCUCGACCACUACUCUUUCAUCAAGCAGCAACGGCGAGCAAUCCAGAACGGGUGAUUAUACAGUAUGCCCGACGAGCGUUUACGGGAUACUGGGGUUUACCCCGAAGCAGCCAUCUCCCGCCCAUCACAGAAGCUCAAGCAGAGGCACUUGAUGCUUUGCACUUUACGGCCCAGAAACACGCAUUAGCUCUUGAAUUCCAGUCUGGUGACAUUCAGUUUAUUAAUAAUCUGAGUAUUCUUCAUGGAAGAGGCGCAUUUCGCGACACCCCGGAUAAACAGCGCCAUCUUUUGCGUUUGUGGCUUCGAGACGAUGAGUUGGCCUGGGAUACUCCUGCUGCGCUCCAAAGUCGCUGGCGCAGAUUGUUCGAUGAUGUAACGCCAGAAUCGCAGCUUUUCCCACUAGAGCCAUCCAUUCGAUCAACUUCAUCGGCGUAA